Menidia menidia (Atlantic silverside) is the source of this 3301-nucleotide messenger RNA. The record is from the annotation of a GenBank genome assembly. Lineage: Eukaryota; Metazoa; Chordata; Actinopteri; Atheriniformes; Atherinopsidae.
AGAGCUGUCAGCAACAACUGAAUUGAGUUUUGUCCCCUUUUUAGGCUAUAUUGAAAAUAAUCAUCGUUCUCAGUCAGCUUGUCAUUCACGGGAGGACUAUAAAUAUCAAGUUUUUUCCAUGUGAUGCAAAUGAGAAUUCCACAUCAGUGGACUGCUCAAACAGACAUCUCAGGCUCAUUCCCCACUUCAAGGCGACCUCCGUAUUGUUCAUGGAUUUGAGUUGGACAAAAAUACAGCACGUUGGCCGUGAUGUUUUUGCCGGUGUUCCAAACCUUAAUGUUCUGAAAUUAAUGGAAAACUGUAAGCCAGGUAGGCUGAGAGCCCCGGAGAAUAGCUUGUGCAAAAUGAAGAUUCACCCUGAAGCUUUCAAGUAUCUACGAAAUCUUACAUCUCUGUAUCUGUCAGGAAACAGCCUCACGUCCAUACCACUGUUACCAGAAAAGCUGCAGCUUCUUGACCUUCAGAAUAACUGCAUAUUCAGCAUUACGGACCCUUUAAACACUCCUUAUCUUGAAACACUCUUGCUUUCUAAGAACUGCUAUUAUGCAAACCCUUGCAACCAAUCAUUUUACAUAAAUGAAUCUAUUUUCAGAGAGCUUCCUAUGCUAAAAAAUCUUACAUUAGGGUAUAAUAACUUGACAUCUGUCCCUAAGGGACUGCCACACUCGCUGAGGAGCCUGGAUUUACGAGAGAACACGAUCACAGAGAUUUUUGAAGGAACGUUUGCCAACUUGACUGUCCUCGAGAGUCUGAAUUUGGAGUGGAACUGUCAGCGAUGUGACCAUGCAGCAAGGCCCUGUUUUCCCUGCCCACACAAUCUUCCUCUACACUUGCAUCCAAACUCAUUUUAUGCCAAGAACAGCUCCAUCACCUUCCUGAGCUUAAGGGGAAAUUCUUUGAAAACAUUUCCCAUUGGUCUUUUUAGACCAUUAAGGAAUUUAAAAACACUUGACCUAUCUGACAACCUCCUGGCAUUUGCCAUACAGAAUGGGACCUUCUUUGGAGAGCUAGAAGGCCUCACCUGGAUUAGCCUUAUCUAUAACUAUGAACCACUGAAGACUUUUCCAGAACUGAUCCUCUCCCCCUCCAUCGGCAACAUAUCUGGUCUUCAUAGCCUUUUGCUGAGUGGUAACUUUUUCCACACAAUCUCAGAGAAAAGCUUUAAAGUUCUGUCCAAACUUCAGAGUCUAACAAAACUGGAACUGAGGAUGAACUUCAUAAGUGCGUGUAACUUUACCUCUCUGAAACUACUACCGUCUCUCACUGCUAUUGACCUCUCCCAGAACAUGCUCAAUUUUCUUCCAUCCUGCUCAAAGUCAUCAUCUGGGUAUGGGAGACAGGACAACUCUAAGAACCGGUAUGGAGACUCUGAACAAGACCAACCUCCCUUUAUAAGAGAUCGAGAGACGACAUCUGUAAUUGACCUAUGGGGAUCCAACCUGUCAAAGGCACCGCCAGUUACAGAGAACACUGCAUUUCAAAUCCCCCCCCUGUGGUACUUUAAAAACAAGUUCUGCAAUCACAAGGUGACAUUUGACCUGUCUCAAAAUGACAUUCUGUCACUUAAUGAGAAAAUGUUUCUGGGCAUGGAAGAUUCCGUUUGUUUAGACCUUUCAUUUAAUUACAUGAGCCAGACGUUGAGAGGGGAACUAUUUAAUGGCAUGAAAAAUUUAGUGGUUCUUAAUAUGUCUUAUAAUAGGCUCGAUCUUUAUCAUAAUAAUGUUUUCAGUGAACUUAAAUCCACUUUGAAGGUCUUAGAUGUUAGUAACAAUGACUUCCAUUUCAAAAUGAGGGGCAUGGGCCACCGUUUUGGGUUCCUUCAGAAUCUGACAAAUUUGGAAGUGCUCAGUCUGGCAAACAAUGGCAUUGGGAUGCGAAUAGAUCAAAGGUUGAUUAGUAGUUCCUUGGAGUACUUCUAUUUUUCUGGAAAUAACCUAAACAUCAUGUGGGGGUCUGAUAACAACAAGUACACCAAUUUCUUCCAGAAUCUGACAAAGUUAAAGUACCUGGACAUCUCUAGCAAUAAACUGAGGUCAGUGUCAUCCGAAGUGCUGUCUAAUCUUCCAGUAAGCAUUAAAGCCCUCAGCAUCAGCAGCAAUUUGCUGAAUUAUUUCCCCUGGCAAAACAUCUCAGCGCUCAGAAGUUUGUGUUACCUGGACCUGAGCCAUAACUUUCUCUUUUAUUUGCCGCCAACGGCAAUAGAAUUUGGAGCCAAUUUUUCCGCUCUGGAUCUCAGUCAUAAUUACCUCAAUUUUAUCCCUGAGAAUUUCUUUAGACAGGCAAAGUCCUUGCAAUACCUGUAUCUCAGUCACAAUCAGAUAAAAGAGCUGAACCACCAGCAUCUUCCCACCCCUUUUAAAAAUGGCAGUGCCCUUGAGAGACUCACACUGCAUGACAACCCUUUUAAAUGUGACUGCGACACCUCCUGGUUUGCUGAUUUUUUGGCCUCUACGACAGUACAGAUUCCUCAUCUGACCACACGUGUUCGCUGUGAAUUCCCAGAGUCCCAGCAGGGUCAGAGUCUACUGUCUAUGGACCAGCGCUCCUGCCAGGACAUAUACGGUAGCAUAGCCUUCCUGGUCUGUUCCUUCUUGGCUGUGACGUGCACGAGUCUUCCCCUUCUGCAGCACCUCUACGGCUGGGAUGUGUGGUACUGCUUGCAGGUGCUCUGGGCAGGACACAAAGGCUACUCACAGCUGCCCGGUAGAGAUUCAUGUCAUCACUACGAUGCAUUUGUUGUGUUCGACACCACAAACCCGGCCGUGAGGGACUGGGUUUAUAAUGAGUUGACCGUUAAUUUGGAAAACUGCGGCCACAGGAGAUUCAGUCUCUGCUUAGAAGAAAGGGACUGGAUACCAGGACUUUCAUGUAUUGACAAUCUGCAUAAUGCUGUGCACAGCAGUGGGAAGACUGUUUUUGUUCUGUCCAGAAAUGGAUGUGAGAUGGUAAAUGGUGUGAUCCGCCAGGCUUUCUUCAUGGUUCAGCAGAGGCUUCUGGAUGAGAAGGUGGAUGCCGCUGUGCUCGUUCUGCUGGAUGAGAUGUUUCCAAAACUAAAGUACCUCCAAAUGAGGAGGAGAUUGUGCAGAAAGUCGGUGCUGUCCUGGCCGAGAAACCCAAUGGCUCAACCAAUCUUUUGGAAUCGAAUGAGAAUAGCACUGUCAUCAGACAAUCUCAAAUUAUACGACAACAAGAUGAGUGAGAGCUUCUUAUGAUGACCACCAUUAUUUUAGCCAGACCUGCUUAGAUUUAUAUGUCUGAGCAAAAAUUAUAUUGUAAUAAUUUUUUUAUGUUCCUAAAUCAG